UUAGCCGGGAGAGAGCGGCUGAUCGGAGGGAUGCUCGAUCAGGCGAAGCUAGACGACUUGCUGGUGUUCGGCGGCGGAGACGGAGUGUAUGAUGUGAAUUUGGUGGUAAGGUUGAUCAUAUUGUUCGUGUAUCACUAUGAUAACAUGUCAAUGGAGAGGAUGGUGAAAGUAGGGUUUCUGAUUGAUAUGUUUCUGGGGGAGAUUGGGCCUGAUCCUACCCUCAGAUUCACUAAGUUUCUUGCUGUUGCUGAGAGUUUGCCUGAUUGUGCAAGAGAUUCUUUUGAUCAAGUUUAUAGAGCAAUUGAUAUAUAUCUUCAGAUAUAAAAUCGUCUCCUGGCAAUG
This is a messenger RNA of Salvia miltiorrhiza (redroot sage), 342 nucleotides long. RefSeq names its product BTB/POZ domain-containing protein At1g50280-like. The record is from RefSeq and is a predicted model, not a curated record. The transcript has 2 exons. The coding region runs from base 31 to 324 and encodes 97 amino acids. Lineage: Eukaryota; Viridiplantae; Streptophyta; Magnoliopsida; Lamiales; Lamiaceae.